AUGAGCAAGCCUGACAAAAUGGCAUCUCGAGCGCAGCUUCAGCAGGAUUUGGUGAUGAAGGCACGUCAACAACAAAUCCAAAAGAUGGCAAGGCAGCAGCAAUUAGCCGCAAUUCAGCAAAAUAAAACGCACCAACCAAGCCAAAGCACCCAACCUCGUUCUAUGGUAAUGGGUUCCCAUUUUGAUGAUCUACCCACACUGGAGCCAGAAGAUUUCGAUCAUAAAUGCCUCGAGCCGUCGCCUCUUUCAUCCUUUGACUUCGCAUGCCGUGGUGGCCCAGUAUCUACGAUUGAAGAGACUGUCACCUCUAAGCCUCGGACACCGGCGUUUCUUCAUCGGGGUCUCUUGAUCGCCCUUCGAGCUGGAAAUGUCGAGACCGCUCGAUGCCUACUUUCGAAUGGCGCUCCAAUUGCUAGACAAACACCAGAUUUUAUUCUCAAAGCGCCAGUCAAUAAACAAAUCCCCCUUUUCGAGCUCUUCACUGCUUAUGGCUGGACUCCCAAUACCCCGGGCCUGUAUGGUGCUGUACUACUUCCAAGAUUAGUCAAUAACUUACCUCUACUAUCUUGGUUUCUGGCAAACGGCGCGAAUCCCAAUCUCGGACCACAAAAAGACUUUCAUGACAGGCAUGGUAACUCUGAUACCAAGUCAUGCAAUGCUCUCGAAAACGCUGCGGCGCGCGGCAGUGUCGAAGCAGUCCGAAUGCUGUUGGAGGCCGGUGCUCGUAUCCAGAAUGGAGCACCCUUGCACUAUGCUGCUGGUGUUUGUCCCGAAGGAGCAAAUCCACAUGUCGGACGCGUCAAGCCAAGCAAGGAAUUCGAUGCUGGCAGAAUACCUGUGAUGCAUUUAUUGGUCGAGAAUGGGGCGGUUUUAAACUACAAGGUUGAAUCACGGCAUAUGGAGCCUCAAUAUGCGAUUGUCCACGCAGUAAUGGCUGGAGCGAUUGAGCGUGUCAAGUGGCUCCUAGAACAAGGAGCAGAUCCAUUCGCAAAGGGCAGCUUUGGAAGUGCGGCGUCUUACGCUUCUUUUUGGGGCGAAGAAAUGGAGAAAGUGAUCGAGCAAGGGCUGGCAGCCAGGAACAAAGCAGGUCUCCAGACUUCCCAGAGCUAG
This is a messenger RNA of Penicillium subrubescens, 1110 nucleotides long. RefSeq names its product ankyrin repeat domain-containing protein. The record is from RefSeq and is a predicted model, not a curated record. The transcript has a single exon. NCBI's taxonomy places the organism in Eukaryota, Fungi, Ascomycota, Eurotiomycetes, Eurotiales, Aspergillaceae. The coding region runs from base 1 to 1110 and encodes 369 amino acids. Gene Ontology annotation, molecular function: protein binding.